Camelina sativa (false flax) is the source of this 3059-nucleotide messenger RNA. RefSeq lists its product as uncharacterized. The record is from RefSeq and is a predicted model, not a curated record. Lineage: Eukaryota; Viridiplantae; Streptophyta; Magnoliopsida; Brassicales; Brassicaceae.
UGUUCCCCCACAAACGAAGACGACGACAGAUUUCAGUCAAAGAGGCAGUUAACUGCAUCGACGUGAGCUUUGACGGUGCCUCUCUCUCUCUCCCUUUCUCCAUACUCCGGGUUUUAGCAAAGAGACUAGAUUUUGAAAUCUGGGUUGUUUUUUUGAAGUAUGAGUAACAAAGAUGAGGCUCUUCGAGCCAAAGAACUAGCAGAAACUUACAUGAGCAAGUCAGAUUUCACAACUGCUCGUAGAAUUGCAAACAAGGCUCAGAAAAUGGAUGCAACUCUUGAGAAUGUUGUUUCUCGAAUGAUUAUGGUGUGUGAUGUGCAUUGUGCAGUAUUGGAGAAAUCUGGGGAUGAGACUGAUUGGUACAAGAUUCUUCAAGUCGAGCAAAGUGCAGAUGACAAUACCAUCAAUAAACAGUUUAAGAAUCUUGCCCUUAAUCUUCAUCCUGACAAAAACAAAUUCCCUGGUGCUGAAUCUGCUUUCAAGAUCAUCGGGGAAGCUAAGACGCUUCUUUUGAACAAAAGUAAAAGGAGUCUUCAUGACAUGAGACGAAAACCCGUAUUCAGAAGGCCUGCUGCACCAUCACCUACGUUUCAACCCCAACAAGCCCAGGCCAGACCUUUUCCCACUCAGCGUGUUUUCCAGACCAAUGUCAAUAAUGCCACAACAACUCGGAAGAUGCCUGAACACCAGAAAAAACCACCUCAACCUCAACCAACUGGGUUUGAUGCUAGCUCGACCUUUUGUACCUCGUGCCCCUUUUGUAGCAGGAAGUAUGAGUUACAGAGGGAAUUUCUCGACAAACUAAUGAGUUGUUUGAGCUGCAGUAAGCAAUACACUGCUUUUCAAGAAACUUUCCCUGGUCCACCAGUUCAGACGACUUUUGCAUCUUUCCAAAAGAGCAAGGGUCCAACUCAAGAGGCAGCCAAGGCAUCGGAGAAGCAGCCGGAGAACUCUGCCAAGGUUUCCUCAAGUAAAGAGAAUGCUAGAGCAAAACACUCGGGUACUUCUGCUGAGAACACCAAUGGAAAGAGAAAGAGGAAGAAGAUGGUCCAAUCCAGUGACAGCUCUUGCAGUGAGAGUAGCAUUGAGUGCAACGAAGGUCCAGCUGGUGGAAAAGAUUCAGGGUCUACUGAUGGACAGCAUUCACGGAGGUCAGUCCGUAACAAGCAGCAGGUUUCAUAUAAAGAGAAUAAGAGCGAUAAAGAAAAAGAGGAUGCAGAAAGUGCUGACGAGUCUGAUGUCGGAAAGAAAUCACAUGAGAACCAACAGUUUACAGAAACCUUACCAAACGGUAUAAACAGGAAGAAGAAGAUAAAAGAAGACCAAGUGGGAAGCUCUCGUGUUUCUGAUGCCUGUAAUGCAGCAAAGGGUUCAAGUUCAAGGAGUGCAUCAGAUGCAGAGAUUUUUGAGUGUGAAGAUCCUGAUUUCACUAACUUUGAGCUGUCGAGGGAAGUAAUGUGUUUCAAAGCUGGUCAGACAUGGGCAAUGUAUGAUGACAUGGGUCGAAUGCCUCGUUUCUAUGCCAUCAUCAAAAAAGUCAUAAGGAAACCUAGUUUCAUGCUCAAAAUACAAUGGCUAGAGGCAACACCAGAUGAUGAGAAAGCAAUAAAGUGGGUUCGCCAAAACUUGCCCAUCUCUGUUGGUAAGUUCAAACUUGGUGAAGGAAUGAACACAAAUGAAACUCCAUCGUUCUCUCAUCUGAUUCACUGCAGAACAGGAAGCAGGAAUGAUAGUGUCAUGGUAUACCCAAGAAUAGGAGAAACAUGGGCUCUCUUCAAGAACUGGAACAUCAAUUGGUCUUCUGGUCGCCCGCGUUCUUCCCAUGAGCAUGAGUAUGAGUAUGAGUUUGUUGAGAUUCUGUCAGAAUAUGUUGAAGGCGUUGCAAUAGACGUUGCGUUCUUGCGUAAAAUAAAAGGCUUUGCAAGUGUCUUUUGUCGAGUUGUACCGGGUGGUGGUGGUGGAUCAUACACAUUUCAGAUUUCUCCUCAUGAGUUGCUUAGAUUCUCCCACAGAGUUCCUUCAACCAAAUUGACUGGAAAAGAACGGGAUGGAGUUCCCGUUGGUUCUUAUGAGCUCGAUACAGCUGCAAUACCACAUAAGAUUGAAGACGAACCUGUCCCUGUCUUACGAGAAGCUGCCAAGUCUACCCAAGUACAUCAUUGCUCUCAGCCUUCAUCUGAGCCAGACUGUAUGGUCAUUCCUAAUUUUCAGUUCCACAACUUCAGUGCUGAUAGAUUAGAGGGGAAGUUUGCACCUGGCCAAAUAUGGUCAUUGAACAGAAAAGAGAAUGACUUGCCCAAGUGUUACGCCAAGAUUCAGCACAUAGUAUGGAGGCCGGUAUUCAAAUUGCAGAUCAGCCUGCUAGAGCCAAAACCACUUCUUGAGAACGUUGCACAGUGGCGAGACAAACAAAUGCCAGUUAGUUGCGGAAAUUUUAUUCUGAAGGAAGGCCGGGACGAGACGCUCACUACUGUGGCUGGUUUCUCACAACAGAUUAAGGCAGAACAACAGCAUUUCAGGAAAGACGAGUACAUUGUCCUCCCCAAGACCGGUGAAAUUUGGGCAAUGUACAAGAACUGGAGUGUAACAAUCAAGGCCGCAAGCUUGAAGAAGUGUGAAUACGAGGUUGUUGAAGUUCUUGAUGAGAAUGAGAGCAACAUAGAGGUUAUGAUGUUGGAACGGGUGGAUGGGUUAAUUUCGGUAUUCAAGGAAAAACUGGAAGGAGGCAUCGAUGUGAAGAAGAAGAUCCCGAGGUGUGAAUUGUUGAGAUUCUCUCAUUGUGUUCCUGCAUUCCGCUUGACUGGAGAGAGAGAUGGUACUCUUAGAGGCUAUCUUGAGCUCGAUCCAAGUGCGUUGCCCCAUCACUUGCGCAGAUCUUAGACUAUUUCUGAUAGGAAGGUUAAUUUCUUUGUUAGUAGUUGGUACUUGGUCGUAAUGGCUUUUACAUUUUGUCGAAAUGUGUAGUUUUCAGUUCCAUCCAAAACAUGUGUCUAAUUCCAGUUUUUUUAGUCGACUUAAAAACUAUGGAAACAUUAUGUUGAAACCCCCAUUUUCACAUA